This is a messenger RNA of Sparassis crispa, 1488 nucleotides long. Its product is annotated as DNA-dependent metalloprotease WSS1 homolog. The transcript has 10 exons. The record is from RefSeq and is a predicted model, not a curated record. Lineage: Eukaryota; Fungi; Basidiomycota; Agaricomycetes; Polyporales; Sparassidaceae. The coding region runs from base 1 to 1488 and encodes 495 amino acids.
AUGGUGCACGUUCGCCUCAAUGAACGCGAGACGAACCCCAAUCCGCAUGUCAACUUCAUCUCCGCGCUCCCCAUGCCGGAAUCGGCCCACCAGGAGGACGCGCGCCAGCUCCUUCGCGCUCUCGCCGCACAGCUCCGACCGGUCAUGAAGGGGCACGGGUUCGUCGUGAACAGCCUCGAGGAGUAUGAACAUAACAUAGUCUUCGCGGGGAGGAACUGGAACAAUGGCGAGGUGGUCGAGCUCGUCCUGCGAGGCGCAAGUGGCGCGUUCCUUCCGGUCUCCUGGCUGAUGAGCACUCUCUGCCAUGAGCUAGCUCAUAUACAGCACAUGAACCACGGCUCGGCCUUCCAAGCUUUAUGGACAAAGCUCCGCAACGAAGUGAGAGCGCUACAGAGCAAAGGAUACUACGGCGACGGCUAUUGGUCGUCCGGCACCCGACUCGCCGACUCCUCCAGGGUGGGCGGCCAAUCUCUCGACGCGAGCGACAUGCCGGAAUACAUGUGCGGCGGCGCCCAGAAACGCACGCGUCCUACGUCCCUCCGUCGCCGACGCGGUGCGGGCGCCAAGACCGGCGCACAAACGGCCAAGAAGCGCAAGGCGGGGACACGCGUGACCGCGCGGGACGCGUUCAAGGGUUCUGGACGCGCGCUGAACGAGGACGUGGAGGACGAGAAGGGGAAGAAAGCCGGAGCAGGGUUCAGGAAGAAGGCGGGAAGCAAGCGCGCGAGGCAGGAAAGGGCGCUGGCGGCAGAGCGUCGUCUGCAGGCGUUGCAGAAUCAAGCAAGCUCCUCCAGCCAGCCGCCAUCCCAAAACGACUCGGAUGCCGACUCUGACGGCGAGUUGGACGAUGUGGAGAUCAAUGAGACAGACCAGGACCGCAGGCGUGCGAUGGGCGAGAUGGAGCAGGGCGAGCUCGAGGGACUGCGGCUCACGCAGACGGACUUCUCCGCAGACUUCGUGUUCCCGCAGCUGACAAUGGGCGGCACCGAUGAGUCGGACGGAUUUUCAUGCGACGUGCAGUCCCUACCGCGUUCCGGCACUGCUGCGACUACCAGCGCGACGAAAGCUACCACGUCGAAGUCCGCGUCGCCCAAGGGGAAGAACAAGGCGCGUGCGACAUCACCGUCACAGCGCGAGCUGGAGGAUUGGCUGCUUCCAGAGUCCCAGCCCGCUGACACCGCCAGAUCGAAGAAGAAGCAGAAGGUGUCGUAUGGCGCGAUGGUGCAGGACGAGGUGGUUUUCAGGAAAAAGGAGGUCAUUGGGCUUGCACCCGCUCCGCCCAGGAGGCUGGGCGGCGGUGCAUCCUCUGUCCAGCCCGGUACGCGCGCGAGUGCGCUAGGUGAACGCGGGCCCGAUGGGCGUGCCGUGCGAAGAGAGGGGGAGACGGAGUGGUCGUGUCAAGUAUGCACUCUGUCCAACGCUCCGGGACACCUUGCUUGCUCGGCGUGUGCCACACCGCGCGGGGAGUCUACAUGGGGUGACGCAUAG